UAUUGACACGACUACUCCAGGAUCAGGAAUCAAUCGCAUUAUUGCACCAAACAGAAGCAAAGCUCAUUGCAGAGGUUGCUGGACGUCGGUAUCAAGCAAAUUAAGCAGCGAUCCAACUAUUCGCUGUUAAGAGAGUUGCCUGAUGUUGGAAUCGGGAAUAAGAGGGGUAUUCUUCCGUUGGCGGAGUGUGGAUCAAUCUACGCCUAAUCAAAUGCAUCUUGGCAGUGGCACGCCGAGCAAUUGACGAGUAAGUUGCGUCGAGAACAAAAAGGUAAGAGUUGUACAGAAUGUAGUAUUUAGGUUUCAUAGCUCCUCCGAUUCGCAAGAUUUCCUUGUCAGCUUCUUCCCCAUAUCCUGUUUGACCCACUUAUCUUGGAUCUCGUAGACAUGCCCACCAUGCGAUCUUGGGGUAUUGUUGCUACGCUAGUAGCGUUGUCGACUACAGGGCAGUCGAAGGAGAUCUACGUUUCGCCAACCGGUACUGGUACAGGCACUUCUACGGCCCCAUACGGUUCGAUUCAAUCCGCUGUAAAUGCUGCUGUCGCUGGCGAUGUCAUCUACCUCCGCGCUGGUACAUAUGCGCCGACUGCGAACAUCCAAAUCACAAAGAGCGGCACCCUAACACAACCGAUCACUCUAAGGUCUUAUGGAAAAGAAAAGGUGAUUCUCGACGGCGAGAACAUGCCAGGUACUCCUUAUGCAUUGGACGUGUCUCUUCCGAACAAAGAGCGAGGCAUCUUGCAUAUUGAGGGCGGAAAUUACUGGAAGUUCUACAACUUGGAGCUGAUCAACGGUCCCUAUGGAAUCUACGCGCGCGAUUCAUCCCACGGUUACUACGAGCUGCUAUCUACCCACGACAAUUACGAGACUGGAUUCCAAUUGCAAGGAACCGCCUCGAAUAACACAGUCAUCUACUUGGACUCAUACCGCAACCGUGAUCCCCGCAAGAACGGAGAGAGCGCUGACGGUUUCGCGUGCAAGGAAGGCUCUGGUGAAGGUAAUGUGCUUCGAAACGCCCGACUGUGGGACAACGUCGAUGAUGGCCUGGAUCUCUACAUGUUCGGAUCUGCUGUCACGAUAGAGGAGGUAUACGCAUGGGGUAAUGGAGUCAAUCGCUGGGGCUUCACUUCUUUCGAAGGCGAUGGCAACGGUUUCAAGCUGGGCAUUACGGAUAAUCCGCCCGCAAACCACAUCGUCCGUAACUCCAUGGCAUUUUCGAACGCAAAGAAGGGCUUCAUUGACAACGGCAACCCGGGAUCGUUGACCAUUGAGCGAAACACAGCGUGGAACAACGGCGAUAUUGGAUUCCACAUGCGCAGCUCGUCUUCCACCUUGACGGCUAACAUCGCUGUUGCCAACGUGGGCAGCCAAGCAACGCUUGUCUCAACGGUCAAGGCCUCUGGAAACUCCUGGAACUCCGGCACUUGGUCUAACAGCUCAUUCAAGAGCAUCGAUCCCGCGACGCUGAAGGGAGCUAGAGGCUCAGACGGAAGGGUCCCGGCAAGUGACUUUUUGAUUCCCACCUCGGGUGCGGCUAUCGGCGCGACCACAAGGGCUGAUGUUUGAGAGUUGCAUGUUGCAAUCGUUCUCAGUUCUUAUCGUGAAUGUCUCUUAGCGACAUCCUUACUGUGAUAUAAAUAGACAUUAUCG
Dothidotthia symphoricarpi CBS 119687 is the source of this 1650-nucleotide messenger RNA. Its product is annotated as polysaccharide lyase family 9 protein. The transcript has 3 exons. The record is from RefSeq and is a predicted model, not a curated record. NCBI's taxonomy places the organism in Eukaryota, Fungi, Ascomycota, Dothideomycetes, Pleosporales, Dothidotthiaceae. The coding region runs from base 388 to 1566 and encodes 392 amino acids.